Molecule: messenger RNA, 508 nt
Organism: Ilex paraguariensis (yerba mate)
Lineage: Eukaryota; Viridiplantae; Streptophyta; Magnoliopsida; Aquifoliales; Aquifoliaceae
Source: the annotation of a GenBank genome assembly
GCGCAGCUCUUAGCUCAAAUUAAUGGCAGCAACGUAACUACUACUGAUAUAGAUAAUGACAUUGAUGAUGAAAUGAGAACAAUAGAUGAUUGGUUGAGGAAGUUGCUGACAGAGAUCUUCACUGAUAAUGCUAGAUUGAGAAAACAGGUGAAUACUAUUAUCCGUUAUGCUCUCAAAAUAGACAUUUCUUCUGAGAAAGAUGAUGCGGCCGCUCCUUCAAUACCAAUUAUACAAAAUAAGUUUUCAGAUAGAUAAAAAACCGGGGUGAAUAUUGUUACUUUUUUCCAUAUGCAGUAUAUGUGGCACCCCUCGUCACAAUUACGCUCUCUAGGUAAUCAAGUAAUUUUGUUUCAAAGAGUUAAUUGUCCAACACGAUGUUUGCCCUUGUAAUUAUGUUGCCCUAUAUGUAUGCAAGUAUUCAGAAAUCUUAGUUUCCACAGAAUUGUAUUUUUCUUGCGCAAUGGACGUGAAUAGCAUGUAGUAUGUAGAAAACAAUGAGAACCACGAC